Molecule: messenger RNA, 3052 nt
Organism: Diatraea saccharalis (sugarcane borer)
Lineage: Eukaryota; Metazoa; Arthropoda; Insecta; Lepidoptera; Crambidae
Source: the annotation of a GenBank genome assembly
CAGUAGUAAUAUUGAUUUUAUAAUUAAGAAAAAAGAUACCGAAGCUGACUUGGACAUUUUAUCAAUAUAUAUGUACAUAUUAAGUUAUAUAUUUAAAAGUCAUUGAUAAAACCCAAAUUAACAACUUGAAAAGUCUUUAUUUUAUUUGAAUCUUAAUUGCAUGCGACGCUAUAUUUUUUGUCUUUUUCUUCUAUGUUAUUUCAUUAAGAGUGCACCCAAAGUAAAUUACUAAUAUAAAAUUGGUAGUAAAGAUAACGAUAAAAACAAUGACCAUUAUAAUAUAUAACGAAUUAGCUUUAAAAAUUUAAGGUUUUAAUUUUUAAUAGUGAAUAUCAUUAAUAUGUGUCUACACAAAAGAUUUUAAAGUAACCUUAAAUGGUAGUUAUAUAUUAAAAAAAUAUAUAAGUGACUUCUUAUUCCGUUGUCUCAUUAACAAGUAAGACACUAAACUAACAUUUUCAAUUUGAGUCAGUAAAUUUAAUUUAUAAUUGUCUCAUAUUUGGAUAAUUAGAUUGAACUUAAGGGACGCUGGUAAAUGACAUUUUACUGACUCGAAUUUAAAAUCGUAGUUUAAUGAAAAAAACUUACGGGUCUGGUCUAGUCAUUAUGAUACCUUCGUGUCUCAGAUAAAUCUAUAAUAUGAGGGAUCUAGUUUCUCAUCUUGGAAUUUGAGUAAUGUCUGAGCUAUAAAGCUAUGUAUAUCUAUUAUAUACAAAACUUGUCCUGAUAAUAAGGAACAUAUAAAAGAAAGAAUAAUAAUUCAGUUUGGUGCAGUUUGGAAUUUAUGCGCGUAUAUACAUUUUGGCAAUUCGUUUAUAUAGUAUUUUACUAGUUUAGUUGCACUCUUAAAUUUCGUUUGUUUCCAUUCACCGGAUAUGUUAAUAAUAAAUUGGAAAAAUUUACAUACAGUUUCUAAAUUAAAUUUCAACAUCAACCUGUUACAAUUUGAGUCAAUGAGUGAACGCCAACGCCAAGUUGUUUCCAUCAUUCCGUGAAUGGAAUUAAAGUCAUUAUUACAUCACAUAAAUCAUUCAUGUUGCCUGUCUCGUUCUCACAUAUGCAUGAGAUAUAUAUAUGUCUCUGUCGGUGUAGGAGGCGGUCCACCCCCACCGCCGCCGCCGCCGAUGCCUAUGGUUGGUGGCGGGCCUCCUCCGCCCCCUCCACCGCCGAUGCCGGGCGGGAUGCGCGGCCCCCCUCCCCCGCCGAUGCCGGGCGCGCCUCCCCCGCCGCCCCCGCCCAUGAUGGGGGGGCCUCGGCCGCCGCCACCACCCGGAGGAUUUUUAGCGCCCAGAAUGCCCCAACCGGAUAUUUUACCACACGGGCUGAAGCCUAAAAAGAAGUGGGAGGUAGAAGGUCCCUUGAAACGUGCCAACUGGAAGACCAUAGUGCCACAAAAGAUGUCCGAAAAAGCGUUUUGGGUCAAAGUUCAAGAGGAUAAGUUUGCCUCGCCAGACAUCCUGUCAGGGUUGGCGCAAAAGUUUUCGAGCAAACCGAUGGCGAAGAAAAACGAGGAUGCCGUCGAUAAAGUUCACACGUUGAAAAAAGUGAAAGAUUUGAAAGUGUUAGACGGAAAAGCGGCACAGUCGUUAUCGAUAUUACUUGGUGGAUCACUGAAACACAUGUCAUACGAACAUAUCAGAACUUGUAUACUGCGAUGUGACACCGACGUGCUGACCGCUAACGUUCUAGAUCUUCUUAUACAGUACCUCCCUCCGGCGGAUCAGAUGAAGAAACUUGCCGAAUUGAAGGGCAACAGCGAGGAGUUGACUGAAGCCGAACAGUUCGCGGCCACGGUGGCUGAUGUAAAACGACUGGUGCCAAGACUGAGGAGUCUAGCGUUCAGAGAGCAUUACGCUGAAAUUAUAUCCGAAGUCAAACCGGACAUAGUGUCUGGCACAGCGGCGUGUGAAGAAGUGAAGUCGAGCGGUAAAUUCGCUCAGAUUCUAGAAUUGCUUCUACUUCUUGGAAACUACAUGAACACUGGUUCCAAUAACGCUGGCGCUUAUGGCUUCGAAAUCAGUUUUCUUACAAAGUUGACAGCGACGAAAGAUCUGGAAAACAAACAAACCCUCCUUCAUUAUUUAGUUGAAACCAUAGAGAAUAAGUUCCCAGAUGUACUCACCUUCGCCGAGGAGAUGCCACAUAUUGACAGGGCCGCUCGGGUGUCCAUGGAGAACCUUCAGAAGGCUCUGAAGAAAAUGGAGAACGAUAUACGCGCCUUGGAAACCGAUCUGAACAACUCGCGUGUUCCCCAGUGUCCCGACGAUUUGUUCCACGAGAAGAUGAGCUCGUUUGCGAAAGAGUCCCGCGAACAAUGCGACCUACUCCACUCUAUGUUUAGGAAAAUGGCCGCUCUGUAUAGCGAAUUAGCCGAAUAUUACGUGUUUGACCCCCAAAAGUAUACCUUGGAAGAGUUCUUUUCGGAUAUCAAGACCUUCAAAGACUCAUUUAUGACUGCACAUCAAGAGAAUGUUGUUUCGCGAGAAACGGAAGAGCGAGCGAAGCGAGCACGAGAAGCGCGCGCGCAAGCGGAGAGAGAGAGGAGAGACAGACAACACCGGUACAAACAACUAGUCGACAUGGAUCGUGCGCAAGACGGCGUUAUGGACAGUUUGAUGGAAGCGUUACAAAGCGGAUCGGCGUUCAGUAGAGAAAGACCGAGGAAGAAAGCUAAUCCAAGAGUUGCGGGAGCUGAGCGAAGAGCGCAGCUGAGUAGAUCCAGGUCGCGGUCGGGACUAACGGGACCCCUUACGUCGAGGGAACUUACAAACGAGCUGUUAAGCAACGCGUGAUCAUCAAAAGCUCAUAUCAAGUGAUACUAGUUUUAAAUUAAGUUUAAGUAAGUAAGUUAUACACAUUUAUAACAAUUAUAUAUAAAGACAAGCUAACAUAGUAGAGACAUUACAUCGACAUACGGUCGGAAACAAUCAAACGUUUCUCCGCCGUCAAGCUGUUCUAUCUCCUUCUGUCUUUUGGAACGAUAAAGACGAAAGUGCUUACGAAAGUGGGAGCAGCCCUGCUAUUCUGUAAAUCCGAACACGAAUUCGAAUUC